AUGAACAAUAGUCAAAGAGGUGUAGAAAAUAGACCAAAUUCAUAGCAAAAUUCUUAAGAUAUUUCUUAGUAGGAAAUUCAAAUCAAUCAGAUUUCACAAAACAAUAAUAAUACUUUGAACCAACUUAUUCAAGUUCUCAAUAACUAAACAAACCUUCCUAUUGAUUAAUUCAAAAUAGUAGUUGAUUCUGUUGUAAUUGAUAAGUAAUUUUUGCUUUUAACAUUAAACCCAAAAGGAAAGUACUUUUAAACUUUGAGAAAACUCAUAUUAUUAAUAGUUGGAUUCUUAACCCUUCAGUUUUAUUAACUUCUAUAUCUCUUCACAUAGGAUUAAAUUAUUUAAGGUCAUGAUGAUAAUCAUUCAAAAUUAAUGUAUUGAUAUUUGAAAUUUAGUUUACGACCCCAAGAGCAUAUUAAGAAUAAGAACUCCUCCAGAAGUCAUUUAUAUUUAGAAGAAUAAAUAGAUUAACUUAUACUAGUAAUUGCGAUUAGAAUUAUUUACAUAGUAAUAUCUUACAUUAUUGUGUAUGGUAUCAAGUCUCUAUCUUUAAAUUAUUCAAAUAAAAAUGUAUAUAAUUUAUCUAUUUAAGUUAUUAUUAUUCUUUCUUUUACUUAUAUCAGGGACUUAUUUUAUUCAAGGAACUCAAUGUAAUUUAUAUCCAAAUUAUGGAUCUUUACAUUUUGAAGAUAUUGGAAAAAUUAAUAAAACAAAAAUCUAUUUGGAUAAUUUGAUAUUCUUUGGUUGUUUUUUUGUACAGGGAAUGUCAUCUGCCAGCAUAUUUUAUUUAUUGAUGGAAUAAGUUUAGUUUAUGUUGAAGAAAAAUUAAAGAUUAAUCUUUUAUAAUGAAUUCCUAUUAAUAAUUGUGGAAUUUAUUGUUGUUUCCUCUGUUUUACAUAUGAUAUUUAAAGAACAAUACAUUUUUAAUCUAAUUAUAAUGUGGAUUCCAUUUUCUUUAAUUACUUUGUUUGCUUAUUUCACUUUAUAAGAUUCACCAUUAUGCAUUUUAAAUCGUAUUUCACAUUUUGAAGAAAUCUCUAAAUAAAAUUAAUAAAAUCUAAAAAAAUAAUAAAUUGCCUUAAAUAAGAUUGAAAUCUUAUUAACAGAAUUUCAUUAAAAUAUGAAUUCCAUCUAUUCAGCAAAUUUUCCAAAUAGAAAUUAUUUUACUGAAGAAUAAAUUUCAUUAUUAAUUAAUAAAUUUUAAUUCAAAGUAAGUAAUAAAUAGGAAUCUAAAUGUACAAUUAAUUUCAUAAUGUUUGCAUUAAGUUUAUUAUAUUUUGGACAUUUGUUUAAGCUAUAUGCAUUUGUUAAUCAAUUGCAAUGGACUAUCGAGACAUUAGCUUUGAUAUUAUCCAUAUUUGAAUUAUUAGGAUAUUUUAUUGGUAAUUAUUGUAUCAGUGAAUUAUAUAAUGAACAUUUAUUGAGGAAGUUAUUGAUGACUUUUGGAUUGAUAAAUUUCUUAAGUUCUCUGCCUAGUUUUCAAUCCAUACAUAGCUAAUUUUAAAGUUAAGUAGAGUUCUUUUCCAUUUUAAUUGUUAGACUAUUGUUUUCCCUAGCAAUAAAGGCAUUUUUAAUGUAAUAAAUUAAUUAUAUUUAGAUAAUUCUCUAAUUAUAAAUUAAACUUCGGGUUUUUGAUUUUAGGACUAUUACUUGCUAACAUAAACUUGUUAUAGAUUCAACUAUUUUAAGUUGUAAUUGCAACUAUUCUUUUGUUAGCUUAUCAUUUAUCUAAGCGAUUUUGA
This is a messenger RNA of Paramecium pentaurelia, 1739 nucleotides long. The record is from the annotation of a GenBank genome assembly. NCBI's taxonomy places the organism in Eukaryota, Ciliophora, Oligohymenophorea, Peniculida, Parameciidae.